GGGCCCCAAAAGGCAAGGUAUAUAGGCAAGGUAUGAUUCUUCCGCAAACGUUUCUGUAGCAUCAGCUCUACGUCUCUCGUUUGUUCACCGGGAACAUUCCAACUUCCCUUAGUAUUUUAUUUUAAUCUAAUUCCACCACCUACUCGACCACCAUGCAUCUGUCAUUGACCGCAGCCAUUUUGGCUGUCGCCGGAUCCGCUAUUGCGCUUCCCCAGAACCCUGCUCCCGCCCAGGGCACGUCUCUUCCUUCGAAUGUCGACCUUCCUCCUGCUCUCCCGGUUGAAGACUUCAAGACACCCAAAUUCGCUCGCCCAUUGUCCCUCGACGAGGCCCUGCACGGUGUCAAUGCUACCGUCACCACCAUCGUCGAGAACAUCCAGGAUGCGAAAAACAGGCUCCCCGAGCUUGUUAUGCCGGACACACCUUCUUCCAAGAUCAUCACCGACCUGAUCCCCAACGUUGUCCCUUCAAGCUUCCCCAUUACUCCCCGCGAAUUGGAUGAAGAGCUGGAGCGGUUCGAGAAGAGGCAGAGCACUUGCUCUAACCCCCGCGUGCGUCGCGAGUGGGACUCCUACUCCGAUUCCGACCGACAGGCCUACGUCGAUGCUGUCAAGUGCCUGCAGAGCCGCCCAGCUUCCGGCCAGUUCCGUGUAUCCCAGAGCAGAUAUGAGGAUCUCGUCGCCCUCCACCAAACCCUUACUCCUAACGUCCACGGCAACGCCAAGUUCCUCCUCUGGCACAGGUACUACCUGUGGACCUUCGAGCAGAUGCUCCGCAGCGAUUGCGGUUUCAACCGCGAGCUUCCCUGGUUCGAUGAGACCAGGUAUGCUGGUCGCUUUGGUGCCUCUUCUAUCUUCAGCUCGCGAUGGUUCGGAAGCAUCAACAUCGGUGGUCGAUGCGUAACUGAUGGCCAAUUCGCCGGCCUCGCUAUCAACAUUGGUCCCGGCUCCGGCAACCAACGCCACUGCUUGGCUCGCAACGGAGACGACUCCAGGACCAUCAACACUGGCAACGCUAUCGUCGAUGCUUGCAACUCGCGCGGCUCGUACCCUGAUAUGGCCUCGUGCGCCGAGGGUGGUGCUCACGCUUGGGGUCACAACGGUAUCGGUUCCGUCAUGUCCGACACGUAUGCGUCGCCCGCCGACCCGGUUUUCUUCCUGCACCACGCUUUCAUCGACCGCAACUUCCGCAUCUGGCAGAACAACGGUGGUAAUGCGCGUGUGACACAGAUCUCUGGCUCCGACAGCCAAGGCAACGGCCUGAGCCUCGACACCACCGUCAACGUUUAUGAUUUCCGCCCUACUGUCCGCAUUCGGGAUAUCCUCAACACCGUCUCCUCCACCUUGUGCUACAAGUACAACUACUAAGCUAAUGUCAAAUAAUGUCCGAUAUCUAUCUCAUUUGUUAAUAGGUGGAAUGGGCAUAGCAUGGCAUGGCCGUGUAGCUGUAAUUAGACGGAUUUUGUCUUUUUCGCUGUAGAUAUUUAUACCAAAACAAGCCUUCUUUUCAUGACCCUUAGGGAACGUUGCUCC
Molecule: messenger RNA, 1532 nt
Organism: Boeremia exigua
Lineage: Eukaryota; Fungi; Ascomycota; Dothideomycetes; Pleosporales; Didymellaceae
Exons: 2
Coding region: 153-1367 (404 amino acids)
Molecular function (GO): oxidoreductase activity
Source: RefSeq, a predicted model, not a curated record